Molecule: messenger RNA, 2532 nt
Organism: Anastrepha obliqua
Lineage: Eukaryota; Metazoa; Arthropoda; Insecta; Diptera; Tephritidae
Product: zinc finger protein 135-like
Exons: 5
Coding region: 93-2483 (796 amino acids)
Cellular component (GO): nucleus
Molecular function (GO): zinc ion binding
Source: RefSeq, a predicted model, not a curated record
ACUAUCGAACAGACCUAGCGCGUAAACAAUUGAUGUAGCUUAUUAUUUAUUUUAUGUGUGGAAUAAAGAAACAUUUUAAUAUUAGUUAGAAAAUGGAGCCAUGUGAAAAUAUAUCAAAUGAAGAGAGAGUUUGCCGCCUCUGCGGUGAAAUGCAGCGCAAUAUGAUGCAACUUUCUGAGGAUGAUAAUCGGGAUAUUAUUUGUUUAGUCGAACGCACUCUGGGAUUUAUAAACAUAAAGUUUAGUGCUAAUUCUCCGUUACCAAUGUGGCUAUGUGUGGCUUGUCAUUUGGAUGCUGAAUCUACAGAGAACUUUCUUCAUAUGGUGGAGGACGGGCAGCGUAAGUUCCAACAACGGAUGCAGGAGUACAGUGAAACAAUAGAAAAACCAAGCAAAAACAGCAAAUCUGAGGGCUUUAAGUGCUCUGAAAAUUCAUCGGAAAUAAAUAGCGAAUUGGAUAACGAAACGACUUUGGGCCAUAAAGCCCAAACUGACAUAGAAACCUCAGAAACCACACAGCCUUUAAGUAAAUAUCCUAAACGAGUGAGAAGAAAAACAAGACGAUUUCCAUGUGAUCCCACUCCUGACCUAGAAUGGGAACAAGACACUUUAGAAUUUGAAACAGCGUCAAAAGGCAGCAAUUCGGAAGAUGUAAGCACUGGUACUUUAAUCACAAUAAAACCGAUUGCCGAGCUGCGUUCCGCAAAUGGAGCUUCUUUAGCGGAAAUAAUUGCUGUUAAUUCAGAAGAAGCUCCCCAUGCAACACCCGCCGAUUCAGAGAUCCGUUUAAUUUGUGAAUAUUGCAAAGAAGUUUUUACCAAACAAUCUCAAUUUUUAAAACAUUUACGAAGCCAUAAUGAAUCUAUUUACGAAUGCACGGAAUGCACAGUUAACUUUGAAACGCUAACUGAAUUAAAACAACAUCAAACACGAAUGGGGCACAAGGGAAUGACUAUACUGGCAAAAAAUAGAACUACAAAUAAUAAAACGAAUCAAGAAAAAGAACUGACGGGUGAGAAAUCCGACGCAACUAUAAACAUUGUUGUGGAUGAUGAGGGACAUAUAACAUCCAUUGCCUCGGAUGUAAAUGGAAGAGCUGAGGUGAAAGAUGACGGCAGCAAUUCAGUAGCUAUUGCGGUUGAGCACGUGGAGCAAGAUGAAACCGACUUAUCUCACAAAAGAAAUGCAUUUCGAUGUUUGAAAUGUAACAAACUAUACCCAACACGCUAUUCAGUAUUAAGACAUUACAAUCAGGUCCAUAUCGGUGCGCGGACAUACAAAUGCCAGCACUGCACCGCGAACUUUAAGAACGCAACAAAUUUGGCUUACCAUAUGGCUAAACAUACCGGCAUACGAAACUUCAAAUGUGACAUUUGCGCCAAAGCAUUUGUGCAUAAAACCGAAUUGACUUUGCAUAUGCGCACUCACACAGGAGAUAAACCUUACGUGUGCGAGCACUGCCCCAAGUCGUUUGCGCAUCGCUCCAAUAUGGUGACCCACAUGCGACUGCAUUCCGGUCAAUUACCAUUUAAAUGUGAAACAUGCGGCGCUAAAUUUAACAGCAGCUCGCAUUGUAAACAACACAAACAAACGCAUAUUAAAAAGGCCCAAAAGGCAAUACGAUUGCAGUUGAAAGACCAAAACAACAAAAAUGUGAGGGCGUCUGAAGAUAACCAACGGAAAUCUGUUGAUAUUUGCACAAACCAGUCUUCUAGCUCUGCGCAAAGUUCAGAGGCUACUUCAUCGUUGCUUAGGCCAAAAACCACAAUCGUAAAAUCUGUAAAAAUAUUACCGACUCUUAAUGCACCACCUGGUCCGAACGCCGUUUUAAGUGGUGACGAUUUGCAGAGUCUGAUACAAACAAGCGUGCCACCUGAUGAAUCAGAAUCUUCGAAAGUCACACAACUAAAAUUUAAGUGUGACCAGUGCUUACAGCGGUUUAAAUUAAAAUCUGCACUGACAAAGCAUUUACGCACUCAUACGGGUGAGAGACCUUACAAAUGUUCACUCUGUCCGCGUACAUUUGCCGAUGCAUCGAAUUUCAAACGUCACAAGUCUCUGCAUAAAACCGCCACGGAACAGUUGGAAAAUGUCAGUAAACAAUAUAAGAGUACGAACUUUUUACAUGAACUGCAACGUGACAAAAUAAAGUCCUUUGCUGAUGGAAAUGUGUCGCCAACUCAUAGCGUAGCUUCUGAUCCGGACCCAGAUGGCUUGGAGGCGAUUGGAAGAGCAAACUUUAUUUCACCAAGAAGUGUUAGUGAUAUUUACGACGACGAUAGCGCUAUAUUGGAUAAGCAGAAUUACACAGAAAGGGAAGCCAAUCAACAGAUGCCAAAUAGUAGCAGUCCGCCCACAUCUGCGAGUUUGUUGAAAGUUGCACGCCGACCGUUGGCUUCAAAAUCCCCACCAAGACUCAUUUGUAUUUCUUAUGCGAAUCCAGCGAAUCCAAGUGAUAAUAAAAUGACAACGUUUUAUGUUUAAGUCAGUGGUAAAAUACAACAAACACAAUGAAAAAAGUUCAUUUAUCAUA